Molecule: messenger RNA, 2027 nt
Organism: Nilaparvata lugens (brown planthopper)
Lineage: Eukaryota; Metazoa; Arthropoda; Insecta; Hemiptera; Delphacidae
Gene: RfC3
Product: replication factor C subunit 5
Exons: 8
Coding region: 293-1309 (338 amino acids)
Biological process (GO): DNA repair; DNA-templated DNA replication
Cellular component (GO): DNA replication factor C complex; nucleus
Molecular function (GO): ATP binding; DNA binding; ATP hydrolysis activity
Source: RefSeq, a predicted model, not a curated record
CGGCAUUUUCCAUCGCCUUCAUGCUAACCUAAAAAUUUAAAGGCAGCUUUGUUUUUGGUUUGUAACAAACUUGCUAAUCUAUUUUAUUUAUAUUAUUUUUGUGAUUUAGAUUCAAGGGAAUUAUCAAAGUACGGUAACUCUAGUUUUUAUAAUCGUUUAUGGUAAUUCACAUUCUAAAAUGCCAUUCUAGGUGUGAACUGGAUGAUUUGUGUUGAAUCCAAUAACGGAGGUUUGACAAUAGAAAACGCAAUCUUGUUGAUUUAUUUCCAUUUGUUUUUGAAAUCUUUUCAAAAUGAUUACUGAAGAGAAAAAGAAUCUACCAUGGGUGGAAAAAUAUCGACCAAGUAAACUAGAUGAUUUAAUUUCGCAUGAUGAUAUUAUAAGAACUAUCAACAAAUUUAUACAAGAGGAUCAACUGCCCCAUUUAUUGUUUUAUGGACCUCCUGGAACUGGUAAAACAAGUACGAUUCUAGCAUGUGCGAAACAACUCUAUCCAAAAGCACAGUUUAGUUCUAUGGUUCUGGAAUUGAAUGCAUCCGAUGACAGAGGUAUUGGAAUAGUGCGAGGCCAGAUAUUGAAUUUCGCCAGUACGAGAACCAUUUUCAAAUCGGGCUUCAAACUCAUCAUUCUUGAUGAAGCCGACGCCAUGACUAAUGAUGCUCAAAAUGCUUUACGGAGAAUUAUCGAGAGGUUCACAGAGAAUGUACGUUUCUGCUUGAUUUGCAAUUAUCUGAGCAAAAUAAUUCCAGCGCUGCAGUCCCGUUGCACGAGGUUCAGGUUCGGUCCACUCGAUCCCACUCAGAUCCUGCCUCGACUAGAUCACGUCAUACAGGAAGAAAAUGUGAAAUGCACUGAAGACGGGAAGAAGGCUUUGAUGCAGUUGUCGCAAGGGGACAUGCGCAAAGUGCUGAAUGUGUUGCAGAGCACUGCGACUGCCUUCCCACAAGUCAACGAGGAGACUGUCUACACAUGUGUCGGCCAUCCUCUCAAGUCCGACAUACGUAAGAUUCUUCAAUGGCUGCUGCAUGAUGAUUUCAAGACCACAUAUGAUUUAAUUCAAGAAAUGAAAAUAGCGAAAGGAUUAGCUCUCCAGGAUAUAUUGUCUGAAAUCCAUCUUCUUGUACACAGAAUUAGCCUGCCGCCUGAUGUGCUGAUAAAUCUGCUAAUAAAAAUGUCAGACAUUGAGUACAGAUUGACAUCGGGCACAAGUGAGUGUCUGCAGUUGUCGGCGCUAGUUGCAGCAUUCCAUAUGGCCAGGGCAGAUCUCAAAGUGCCCGACAUCGAGGACAAUAUCGACGAAAACGAUUAAUCUGCUUAUGGAAAAAAUAUCGAAGAAAACUAUUUCUGCGUUGACCACUAAACCUCGUCAAAUCAUUGUCUAAAAUCGGCAUUUACUAUAAAAUUGAAGAUUUUGAAAAUACUUGAGAAUACUUUCGUUGAAUGUUCAGGUUCAAUACUUGAAUCGUUGGGAUGAAACAACCUUCUUUACAGUAUUCAUAUAGCACAUUUUGUUGAAUGUUAGUUAUGAAUAAUUCAUUGUUAUUCGAUAAUAAAGUUAACAACAGAACAGGGUGUAACAACGUGUCACUCUGUAUAUGUAAGUUUACAAUAUGUAAGUUUACCAAGAACUACAAUAAUUGUAGUUCUUGGUAACCGUUACACGUCCAUUUUUCCAGUAAAACUUACAUAAUACAGGGUGACACGUUGUUAUACCCUGUUCUGUUGCUAACUUUAUUAUCGAAUAACAAUGAACACACUAUCACGAACAACCAUCAAAAUAAACUGUAGUAAACAGCUGUGGUUUGGUUUGUAACAACAGCUGACCUUAAAAAUUGCUAGCGUCAACUGACGUAUGGGCCACUCUAGUUUGAAGUAUACAUGCGAAAAUAGAAGUCACUUUAAAAAAAAAUUGUUACCCAUCAUAUCUAUCACUUUAUCUUUAAUCGUUAUCUGUGUCAUCUUGUGUAUUCAAGUAUAUCAAUUUACUGGAGAAAUGUUAACGAAUAAACAUUCUUUUUCCUAAUUUU